CGCAACGCGCGUGCGUGUUGCUAAAUUUGAAACAUGAGAAUGGAUCUAUCAAAAUUUCUGUAAAAUAUUUUAGUGAUAGAAAUUAGGUAAAAAGUAUUUGAAAAAUUAGAAAUGUGAAAUUAUUAGUGAAAAAUUAAACUUCGUCCGCAUAUCACCGGCGAAGAAAAAGGCCUUUAGUCUCCAUAUGUAUCAUCAGAAAUCUCGAAUCCGUCUACAUCAGGCCUUCAGACAAACGAACGAGAGGAAGACAGCAUGAGAAAGAAUGACGAGGAUGCCACCAAAGACAAAGACGGCGAGGGCUCCGUCACGGACUGGGUGUCGGGGGGCCCGAUCGGCUCGAAGGCAGCGGUUCUGGUCUUCCGAUCAUGUGUCCUAGCAUCGAGGACGCCUUCGAUGGAGUCGACUACGAAAACAAUCGGAAACAACACUGGCACUACCAUCCUGUUGAACAAAGCUAAGAAUAUGGCAAGGAGAUUGGUAGCUGAACCGCAUUCGUUCAGUGUCCGGCCGAAGACAAUAAUGCACGAUGUGAUGGAGACGUUUGGGAACAGCAAUAAGUACUCCGGGCAAGCCUAUGUGGUGAGGCACGUCAGCGAGGCCGAGGUCCCGCAGACCGAAUCGGUGGAGGAGCAGGGACACGAGCCGGCGGAACACAAGAGAGACAUCGAAGACGUUUUGAACGAUCUGAGCAAGAUUACGCUGAAGAAACACUUGAAUAUAGAAAAUACGACAGCUAACAUAAAACCUCCAGAGGAACCGCCACCCCCACCCAAAGUUGAAACCAAAGACGAGAAAAAAGGGAAAAAGACCAAAGGAAAAAACAAAAGAAAAAAUACUCAAGUUCAAAGAACACUAUCUCCGUCCUUCGACAGCGAUGACUCUGAGCAUCUACUUGUGAAAGAAGUCGACAAUGUGAAGGUCCUAGACAGCAAUCAAAUGCCAGCCCGCAUGCUGAAGAUCACGUACAAGUUAGUGAAUACAGAAACCAAACUCCUGCACCGGUUGUUGCAAGCUCACGGGCUACAAGAAGCUUGUGCAGAAGAAAAGAACUUCAACCUGUUGUGGUCGGGACUCCAUCCGAAACCUGAUGUGCUGAGGUCUUUGUCUCCAUACCAGAGGGUCAACCAUUUCCCAAGAUCAUACGAGCUGACCCGCAAAGACAAGUUAUUCAAGAACAUCGAAAAAAUGCAGUACUUCCGCGGACUCAAGCACUUCGACUUCAUCCCCACAACAUUCCUGAUGCCUGCUGAGUACAAGGAGCUAUGUUCCACCCACUACCGUACCAAGGGACCCUGGAUUGUGAAGCCUGCUGCUUCGAGUAGGGGCAGAGGGAUCUACAUCGUUAACACACCGGAACAAAUCCCCAAAGGCGAGAACGUGGUAGUAGCCAAGUACAUAGACAAGCCGCUCCUCAUCGGAGGCCACAAGUGUGACCUUCGUCUCUACGUGUGCGUCACCUCCAUAGACCCUCUCCUCAUAUACCUGUACGAAGAGGGCCUGGUCAGAUUCGCCACGGUCAAGUACGACAAGACCAACAAGAACCUGUGGAACCCCUGCAUGCAUCUGUGCAAUUAUAGCAUCAACAAGUACCACACGGAUUACAUCAAGUGUGACGACCCCAACGCAGGCAACAUAGGCCACAAGUGGACGCUCUCAGCACUGCUCCGACACUUGAGGAAGCAAGGACGAAACACCACGGCUCUCAUGGCCGCCAUCGAAGACCUGGUGGUCAAGUCUAUCCUGUCUUCCGCGCAGACCAUCACCGCUGCUGCCAGAGUUUUUGUGCCUAACUUCUUCAACUGCUUCGAACUCUUCGGCUACGACAUCCUAAUAGACGACAUGCUGAAACCUUGGCUGCUAGAGAUCAACUUAUCCCCUAGUUUGGCAUGCGAGAGCCCGUUAGACGCGCGCGUGAAGUCAGCGUUACUGGCUGACACGUUGACGCUGGUGGGUCUACCGGCGCUGCCUACCUGCGCACAGCUCGCUCCACACGCCGCCUCACUCAAGAUGCGCAUCGGCGCUUGUCGCCGCGUCCAUUCAGCAGAAAACGUCUUCGUCCGCGGCAAGAAUCACAGCGGGAGCAACGCAACAGCUCCCGUACCCAACGUGGCUGCGGCCGCUGGGCUUGGAGCCCUAACUGGGGAGGAGCUACGGCUCGUGAGAGCAGUACGGGCGCAGUACGCCAGGAGAGGCGGCUUCGUCAGGAUCUUCCCAAGUCAGAACUCUUGGCAGAAGUACUCGCAGUACUUGGACCCAGUGACGGGCAUCCCGGUGUGCUCGACGUCCCUCAACAACAAUAUCCCGUACCAGGUGGUCCAGCACAACUACAACCUGCUGGUGCACUCGCACGUGCUCCCACACUUCCAGCACGCCACCGUCGCCACCAGCCUCACCGACACCCCGCAGAGACUGAAGCGCUACGAGGCAGUGAGCAUAACAUCGACAGCGCCCGCCAUUUCUCUCGGAGAACCAGCGGCCCAACCACAGCACGACACGCGACGCGCCAAGGAGCUGGUCAAAGCGCAGCUUAGCGACGGCAUGCGGCUCACGUUGGGCGAGACACGUCGCGCAUUCGGUCUGUUCCUAACACACGUGCUGAAGCGCGUGUCGUCGCCCGCCAACGAGCUGGCCGUGCAGCACGCCGCGCUCGUGCUCCGCUUCCUGCGCCGCGCCUCCGCCACGCUCCGCAUGCCUUACAACGUAAAGGUGACGCCAUUGUAGGCAUGCCGCACCGCAACACAUAUUAACACUCCGCGUAUGCCUUGCAUUACAACGUAAAGGUGACGCCAUUGUAGGCAUGCCGCACCGCAACACAUAUUAACACUCCGCGUAUGCCUUGCAUUACAACGUAAAGGUGACGCCAUUGUAGGCAUGCCGCACCGCAACACAUAUUAACACUCCGCGUAUGCCUUGCAUUGCAUUACAACGUAAAGGUGACGCCAUUGUAGGCAUGCCGCACCGCAACACAUAUUAACACUCCCACGCUCCACAUGCCUUACAACGUAAAGGUGACGCCAUUGUAGGCAUGCCGCACCGCAACACAUAUUAACACUCCCGUGCCGCGUAUGCCUUGCCUUACAACGUAAAGGUGACGCCAUUAUAGGCAUGCCCCACCGCAACGCUCCGCAACACAUAUUAACACUCCCGUGCCGCGUAUGCCUUG
Messenger RNA from Ostrinia furnacalis (Asian corn borer), 3163 nucleotides. It is a transcript of the gene TTLL5, whose product is annotated as Tubulin tyrosine ligase-like 5. NCBI's taxonomy places the organism in Eukaryota, Metazoa, Arthropoda, Insecta, Lepidoptera, Crambidae. The coding region runs from base 253 to 2721 and encodes 822 amino acids. Gene Ontology annotation, molecular function: tubulin-glutamic acid ligase activity; tubulin binding. Gene Ontology annotation, cellular component: ciliary basal body. Gene Ontology annotation, biological process: microtubule cytoskeleton organization; protein polyglutamylation. The record is from RefSeq and is a predicted model, not a curated record. The transcript is spliced from 13 exons.